Messenger RNA from Salvia miltiorrhiza (redroot sage), 3879 nucleotides. RefSeq lists its product as uncharacterized. Gene Ontology annotation, molecular function: nucleic acid binding; RNA-DNA hybrid ribonuclease activity. The coding region runs from base 1 to 3879 and encodes 1292 amino acids. The record is from RefSeq and is a predicted model, not a curated record. Lineage: Eukaryota; Viridiplantae; Streptophyta; Magnoliopsida; Lamiales; Lamiaceae. Gene Ontology annotation, biological process: DNA integration. The transcript has 4 exons.
AUGAGGGCACCAGCCGACCAGAGAGAUAGAUCUAAGUGGUGCGAAUUUCAUGCCGACCAUGGACACCGAACGGAGGAUUGCAUUGCAUUACGAUUGGAAGUGGCGCAUUUACUCAAAGAAGGUCACCUAACUGAGUUCCUAACAGACAAGGGUCAACACACCCUCAAGCAUGGAAAUGAUAGACGAGACGAGCGCAGAGAAGUCACCCCACCCAACCCGCCAAACCAUGAGAGAACAGUCAAUGUCAUUUCUGGCGGAUCAGAGGUUAGCGGGAUUACACACUCUGCUGCAAAGAGGCAUACCAGGCAAGCCAGGUCUAGCAGAACGAGAGAAAGUGUGACUGGUCAAGCUAUGACAGACCAGCCAACCCAGACAAUCAGCUUUCAAACUACGGAAUCAGACAAGCUUCUUAACCCUCAUCAUGAUGCUCUAGUCAUUUCUAUUUAUAUUGCAAAUUGUUUAACGAAACGAGUGUUGAUCGAUAACGGCAGCUCUGCCAAUAUCAUGUUUAUUAAUGCUUUCAGGGAGAUGGGUUUGAACGAGUCAAACAUAACUAGGAAGACCGCUGUCCUCAUAGGCUUCAGCGGUGAGAGCAAGACAAUCGUGGGGGAAAUCGACCUUUCCAUCUACGCCGAAUGGGUCAAUUUGUCAACAAGGUUCCUGGUGAUUGAUGCCCCAUCCGCAUUCAACGUCAUCCUCGGCCGCCCAUGGAUCCACGACAUGGAAGCAGUCCCUUCCACCUUUCAUCAAGUGGAAGAGGGUUCGUCCUACACCAAGACGGACCAGUCACCACAACUAGAGCAACAUGUGCAGCAUGGCCAACCAAACCAUCCCAACAAGCCCGACAAUCGAAAGCGGUCUGCCAGCUUUGCUGAAGAAGAAGCUGUGGAGAUAGACGAAAUCCAAAUCAAUACAGACUAUCCGGAUCACAAAGUCCGGAUAGGGGCACAACUCGACCCCAAACUGAGAGAGAAGCUUAUUUUAUUUCUUACUGAGCAUUAUGAUUGUUUUGCUUGGUCCCAUGAGGACAUGACAGGGAUUGAUCCGAGCAUUAUUGUUCACAGGUUACAGGUAGACCCACAUUAUCCACCAAGGAAGCAGAAACGAAGGAAAUUUGCUCCCGAAAGAAACCAGAUCAUCAAUGAAGAAGUCACAAAGCUUCUACGGAACGGACUCGUCUGGGAAGCACACUACCUCGAAUGGCUGGCUAAUGUGGUGGUAGUGAAGAAAAAGAAUGGCAAGUGGCGCGUGUGUAUCGACUUCACAGACCUCAACAAGGCGUGCCCGAAGGACUCGUUCCCUCUACCACAUAUUGACAUGCUAGUAGAUGCGACAGCUGGCCAUGAGCUGUUGAGUUUCAUGGAUGCAUACUCUGGAUACCACCAAAUACGGAUGCACCCUGACGACGAGGAAAAGACGUCAUUCAUGACCAACAUAGGGCUAUGGUGCUACAAGUAUAUGCCAUUCGGAUUGAAGAAUGCUGGAGCAACGUACCAACGCCUAGUCAACAAGAUGUUCGGGAGAUUAAUUGGGCAUACGAUGGAGGUCUACAUCGACGACAUGCUCGUCAAGUCUAUCCAGGCGAAGGAUCAUAUUGAUCAUCUCAGACAAACAUUCAGCAUCCUAAGGAACUACAAUAUGAAAUUAAACCCUACUAAGUGUUCAUUUGGUGUAACUGCAGGGAAAUUCCUAGGCUACAUGGUGACACAAAGAGGGAUAGAGGCCAACCCCGCUCAAAUUGAUUCAAUCCAGAGGAUCUCUUCACCGACGUGUGUGAAAGACGUCCAGAAGCUGACUGGGAGGAUAGCCGCACUUAGUCGUUUUAUAUCAAAGUCAUCCGAAAGGUGCAACCCAUUCUUCAACACCUUACGAAAAGCCAAAUCGUUCGAGUGGACAGAGGAGUGCGAAUCCGCCCUACAGGAACUCAAGAAGUACCUAGCCAGCCCACCACUUCUAGCUAAACCAAAGGAUCAUGAAACCUUGCUGGUCUACUUGGCUGUGUUCGAUACAGCCGUGAGUGCGGUGUUGGUCAGGGAGGAUGAUGGAAAGCAAUCUCCAAUUUACUACGUGAGCAAGUCUCUUUUGGAUGCAGAAACACGGUAUAGCCAGUUGGAGAAACUAGCUCUCGCAUUGGUACACGCAGCUAGAAAGCUAUGCCCUUAUUUUCAGUGUCAUCCAAUCCAAGUCAUAACCACCUAUCCACUCAAGGCCAUUCUCCACAAACCAGAACUCUCAGGACGACUGACCAAGUGGGCGGUGGAGUUGAGUGAGCAUGACAUAACAUUCAAGCCACGCACGGCUCUUAAGUCUCAGGUAUUAGCAGAUUUCUUAGUUGAUUUUACUCCUAACCUUACCAUGCAGGCCGACAAGGAACUCUGCUGCAUGACCGAGCAACCCGACCAAGUCGGAGCUUGGAGGCUAUAUGUAGACGGGUCCAGUAAUAUGCGUGGAAGUGGACUAGGUCUUGUCCUCAUCUCCCCACUAGGCGAUGUGGUGGAGCAGUCCAUCCGCUGUGAGUUCAAAGCCACCAAUAAUGAAGCAGAAUACGAAGCCAUGCUGGCCGGACUCGGAUUAGCAAAAGAAAUGGGAGUUAAGCGAAUCAGCGUGUUCAGUGAUUCUCAGCUCGUGGUCAACCAAAUACAAGGCGCUUACCAAGCCAAAGAUGCUAAGAUGGUCGCCUAUCUGGGCAAAGUCAAGGAACUUCAGUCCAGCUUUGAGGAGUUCACCAUAGCCCAAGUUCCGAGAGGAGACAACAGCCACGCAGACGCCCUCGCCAAUCUUGGGUCGUCUAUCCAAGCCGCAGAGCCCAAGACAAUCCCGAUCAUCUGCCUCAAAUGGUCAGCCAUUCGGAAAGACAAGGAGGACCAGGUGGUGGAAGUAUCACCCGAACAGACUUGGAUGACCCCUAUAACGGAAUACUUGGAGCAUGACAAGAUACCCGACGAUAGGAAUGAAGCCCGCCGACUUAGGGCGCAGGCCGCCCGAUUCUCCAUUAUUCAAGAGGAGAAAUACGUCUUAUCUGAGUUGCAUGAAGGGGAGUGUGGAAACCACUCAGGUGGAAGAAGCUUGGCACACCGAGCAUUAACCAAUGGAUAUUAUUGGCCUACCAUGAAAGCCGACUCAACCAACUACGUCAAAAGAUGCGAUAAAUGCCAACGGUUCGCUCAAGUGUCACACCUACCCCCGGAACCACUGACCGCCAUCACAUCACCAUGGCCUUUUAUGAAAUGGGGGAUGGAUAUCGUGGGUAAGCUACCUACAGCACCUGGACAGAAGAAUAUCAAGCUGAGCUUCUCCACCCCAAGGUAUCCACAGGCAAACGGACAAGCAGAGUCUUCCAACAAGACCAUCAUGAACACUCUCAAGAAGAGAUUGGAAAAGGCUAAGGGAAAGUGGGCAGAUGAACUACCCGGCGUGCUCUGGUCAUACCGAACGACCACAAGAACUUCGACAGGAGAAACUCCUUUCUCAUUAGCCUACGGAAUGGAAGCAGUCAUACCCACCGAAAGUGAAGUGCCUACCGCCAGGUACGAGCUCACCACAGACACCGACAAUCAAGAGGCUAUGUGCCACGAGUUAGACCUACUCGAUGAGAAAAGAAACAAGGCGAACAUCAGACUUGCCUCAUAUCAACAAAGUGUUGCCAAGCACUACAACAAGCACAUUCGUACCCGAACAUUCCAACCAGGUGAUUGGGUACUCCGGAAAGUAUUUCAGAACACCAAGGAAGCAGGAGCAGGCAAGCUCGCCCCAAAUUGGGAAGGUCCUUACCUGAUCACUAAGGUAGUCGGACACGGGGCUUACAAGUUACAAACGAUAGACGGACGCGACAUCAACAAUAGCUGGAAUGCCAUCCAUCUCAAGCAGUAUCACGUCUAA